This is a messenger RNA of Papaver somniferum (opium poppy), 2010 nucleotides long. Its product is annotated as putative receptor-like protein kinase At4g00960. The transcript has 7 exons. Bases 1 to 2010 code for a protein of 669 amino acids. The record is from RefSeq and is a predicted model, not a curated record. Lineage: Eukaryota; Viridiplantae; Streptophyta; Magnoliopsida; Ranunculales; Papaveraceae. Gene Ontology annotation, biological process: protein phosphorylation. Gene Ontology annotation, molecular function: protein kinase activity; ATP binding.
AUGCUGGGUAGAAAUUUCUUUCAUGAUCUACUCAGCUUCUUCUGCUUCUCCAUACAUUUAUUUGGUGGGUUACUUAGAACAGCAGAAUCAGCGUAUCUUUAUCACUACUGUUUAGGUGGUAAUUACGUUCCAACAACUACAUAUCAAACCAAUCUCAACAGUCUUCUCUUUACACUAUCCAGUUCUAUUACAAUCAACAACGGAUACAACAACGCGACUGUCGGUGAAACACCUGAUACAGUUUACGGGUCUUACCAAUGUAGAAAAAAUAUUGAUACAAAUACAUGCCAACAAAGUUGUGUUCGACCAGGUUUUAAUGAGCUUGCAUUAUUGUGUCCUAAUUCUUAUGAAGCCAUUAUAUGGUAUCAUAGAUGCACGUUAAGGUACGCUAAUAGAUCAUUCUUCGAAAUCAUGGAAGACGAACCAUCCUAUACACUGAUCGUGAACAACGAGUUGAACAACAACCUUUCUAACCCACAUCAGUUUACUAAAGCAUUAGUCGGUUUGGUUGAAGAUCUUUCAAGAAAAGCCACGCUUGUUACUGGUCAUGAUUCUGGUUCAGGUUCAGGUGCAGGUGCUGGUCGGACUUGGUUAUUUGCUACCGGGAAAAGAAAUUUUUCGGCAUCUGAUGGAGAUAAAAUCUACGGGUUAAUACAAUGUGAUUCAGUUAUAACACCAAAGAGUUGCAGAACAUGUCUUGAAAAGAUUAAGGUUGAUGCGGGGGUAGAUUGUUAUGGGAAGAGAAAUGGAGAAAUUAUGCGACCUAGUUGCUAUCUUCGGGAGUCCAGUCUUUUUAUUUUGCCUUGCUUAAGAGUUUUCAACACUGAAUUUCAUGUUGCAGGAAAGAUAAAGACAUCAUCAAUGAUUACUAUCGCUAUAGUGAUUAGUGUAGUUGUUAUAGCAAUUAUAAUGACAACCAUUAUCCGAAUGCAAUUAACUACUGCUACAAAUGGACAUUACUUAGAUGAAGAUGUGGAUGAUAUGGCAACAGCUGAGUCCUUGCAAUUUAAUUUCACCACGAUUAAAGCUGCAACAAACAACUUUUCGGAGGCUAAUAAACUAGGCCAAGGUGGUUUUGGUUCUGUUUACAAGGGUGCACUUCCAAGUGGGCAAGAAAUAGCAGUGAAAAGGCUUUCUAGCAGUUCAGGUCAAGGAGAAGAAGAAUUCAAGAAUGAGGUGCUUUUGGUAGUAAAACUUCAACACAGGAAUCUUGUUAGACUUCUUGGCUUCUGUUUACAGUUGGAAGAAAAACUACUCAUUUACGAGUUCAUGCCAAAUGCAAGCCUCGAUCAAUUCAUAUUCGAUCCGGUCAAACGUAAACGGUUAGAUUGGGAAAGACGAUACAAGAUUAUAGAAGGAAUCUCUAGAGGUCUUUUAUAUCUCCAUGAAGAUUCGCGACUUAGGAUUAUUCAUCGAGAUCUCAAGCCUAGCAAUGUAUUAUUAGAUGCGGAUAUGGAGCCAAAAAUUGCAGAUUUUGGCAUGGCUAGGAUGUUCAAGUUUGAUCAACUUCAAGCUAGUACAAAAAGAAUUAUGGGAACAUAUGGAUAUAUGGCUCCAGAAUAUGCAAUGCGAGGGCACUUCUCAGUCAAAUCAGAUGUCUUUAGCUUCGGAGUGUUAGUCCUAGAGAUUCUUAGCGGAAAGAGGAUCAACUCUUUCCACGAAUCAAAAGGCGUCGACGACCUUCUAACUUAUGCAUGGGCAUUGUGGAAGAAAGGGACGGCUUUAGAACUGUUAGAUCCAACACUGAAGGAGAAUCAUUCGAGAGGGGAAGUGAUGAGAUGUAUCCACAUAGCAUUAUUAUGUGUUCAAGAAGAUAUGGCAGAUAGACCUACAAUGGCAGCCAUCAUUCAAAAGCUCACCAACUUCUCAGUUAGUCUCCAAUUACCCACAUCACCACCUACGUAUUUUGUGAAAAAGAAAGGUGAAACAUCUACGUCUUUUGGUGAUACUGUCGAUGAAGAACAGUAUACUGUCAAUGAUGCAUCAAUUACCCAAUUGCACCCUAGAUAA